This is a messenger RNA of Salvia hispanica, 3478 nucleotides long. NCBI's taxonomy places the organism in Eukaryota, Viridiplantae, Streptophyta, Magnoliopsida, Lamiales, Lamiaceae. The record is from RefSeq and is a predicted model, not a curated record.
AUGAGCCUUGCCACUGAUCAAACUGCUCUUCUUUCAUUAAAGCAAAACAUCAUCUUUGACCCUUCUCAUACACUUGCAGCAAAUUGGACUAAUUCGAGCUCCGUCUGCAGCUGGAUUGGCGUGUCUUGCAGCUUGCGUCACCAUAGAGUAGCUGCAUUGAAUCUCUCUUACAUGAAUCUCUCCGGCAGCAUUCCACCACAACUCGGGCAGCUAUCCUUCCUCGCCUCCCUCGACCUCACCAGCAACCUCUUCAGUGGAGCGUUGCCUCACGAGCUGUCUUUCCUUCACAGCUUUGUAGGUUCCAUCCCAAAAUCCCUCUCAAAUCUAACAAGCCUGGAAUUCCUCAACCUAAAUUACAAUUCUCUAAGUGGAGAAAUUCCAAAAGAGUUAGGCAGACUUGAAAAUCUAGAUUCUCUGUAUAUUAGUUGGAAUCAUCUCUUCGGGGCUAUACCAUCAGCGAUAUUCAACCUGUCGAAGCUGGUGUCUAUAGGGUUCACAGGGAAUGAAUUGAGUGGAAGUCUUCCAACAGACAUGUGCACCAAUCUUCCAUUUCUUGUACAGAUCUAUUUUUCUAAAAAUCAGCUGAGUGGCGCGAUUCCGACAAAUCUAUCACAUUGUUCAGAGCUACAGCUGCUGUCCCUCUCCUACAACUCAUUCACUGGGCAGAUACCUGCGGAAAUCGGCUACUUAACAGCUCUUCACACUCUAUUCCUCGGUGGUAACUAUUUGAAUGGUACACUACCAGCUGAGAUUGGCAAUCUUCACAACUUGGUUUUUUUUGCUGUUGAAAAAAAUCAGAUUGGGGGCUCAUUCCCUUUCAGUAUUUUCAUGAAUAUGUCUUCUCUGCAAGAAUUAACACUAUGGAGAAACAAGUUCACAGGGAAUCUUUCAAAGGAGGUUGGAAAUCUUACAAUGCUAAUCGAAUUAUCAAUUUCAGAAAACUACAUGACAGGGAUUAUUCCCACUGAAAUCGGGCAACUUUACCAAAUGUAUAAAUUAUCAAUAGAUGACAAUAACUUGAGUGGUUCAAUUCCAAAUGGCCUCUUUAACAUUUCUACACUUCAAGUUCUUUCAUUAACUGAGAAUGCCCUCUCUGGAGUUCUUCCACCCAAUUUGUGCCAACAUGAAGCUCUUCCCAUUUUUGAAGAGCUCUAUCUUGGCGAAAAUUCCAUCUCUGGACCAAUACCCAACUCUAUCUCCAAUUGUUCUCAACUCAGAUUUCUCUCUCUUAAUGAAAACAAAUUCAGUGGUUAUAUACCUACUGAUCUCGGCAACCUAAGACUUCUCCUACGCCUUGACCUGUUCAGCAACAAUCUUUCUUCAAACCUCGAUUUCAUUACCUCAUUGUCGAAUUGCAGAUCUUUAAAUCGUUUGGGUUUAGGUGAUAAUCCUCUGUACGGCGCCAUUCCAACUUCUAUAGGGAAUUUAUCUUCCUCGCUCCAACAAAUCUAUGCCGCCGGCUGCAAAUUGAACGGCGCCAUUCCUGCUCAAAUAGCCAAUUUAACAAGCUUGGCGGUCUUGAAUUUCCAUGACAAUGAGUUAUCUGGUAAUGUUCCCCUCUCAAUCAAACAUUUGUGUGACCUUCAAGGAUUAUAUCUUGGUGCUAACAUGUUGAAAGGCCCCUUUCCGUAUGCUAUAUGUGAUUUAUACAACCUCGUUCAUAUAGAUUUGAGCCGAAAUCAAUUCUCAGGCUCAAUUCCUAAUUGUUUGGGUAAUGCCUCUUCUUUAAGAGUUGUUUUUCUAAACGCCAACAUGUUCCAUUCAAGUAUACCAUCCAGCUUAUGGGGCCUUGAAGAUUUGCUGAAUCUGGAUUUUUCCUCAAAUUCAUUUACUGGGUUUUUACCUCAAGAGAUAAGUAACUUAGGAGCAACAAUAUCUAUUGAUCUCUCCAUGAAUCAGUUGUCAGGGUCUAUUCCCGACACUAUUGGAAAGUUGCAGAAUUUGGCAAAUCUUUCUUUGGCAAAUAACAGACUAGAAGGUUCUAUUCCAGUUUCCAUGGGAAGCAUGAUCAGUUUGGUGGCACUUGACUUGUCCCACAACAACCUCUCUGGUUCAAUUCCAAAGUCUUUGGAAGAGCUUCAAUACCUCAACUAUUUCAAUGUCUCUUUCAAUAGUUUGAGUGGAGAAAUUCCUAGUGGUGGCUCUUUCAGAAACUUUACUAUGGAUUCUUUUAAGGGCAAUGAGGCAUUGUGUGGAAUCCCGAGAUUCCAUGUCCCAAUUUGCCUAGCUGUUUCUAAUCAUGUAUCAAAGAGGAAGAGGGUUGAACGAGCUUUAUUUGUUGCUUUUGGAGUUGUGGCUUUCGUUUCAAUUGUGUCUUUGGCUUUUAUCUUAUUUAGAUGCAAAAGGAAAGAUAAGACAACUAGAGAAGUUGAUGAGUUGAUAUCCAUUGUGCCAGAAAGAAUAUCUUAUUAUGAGCUUAUGCAAGCAACUGCACAUCUCAGUGAGAGCAAUUUGCUUGGAAUUGGGAGUUCUUGCUCUGUUUACAAAGGAAUUCUUAACAAUGGGAAUGUUGUUGCUGUUAAGGUGUUCAACCUUCAAUUACAAGGCAUUUUGAGGAGAUUUGAUGUCGAAUGUGAGAUACUUCGUAGCAUUCGGCAUAGGUGUCUGACAAGCGUCUUAAGUUGUUGUUCUAAUGAAGAGUUCAAGGCAUUGGUACUUGAAUAUAUGCCCAUGGGAAACCUUGAUAUUUGGUUAUAUUCUCAUAACCACUGCUUGAAUUUUAUGGAAAGAUUGAAUAUAAUGAUUGAUGUUGCAUCUGCUCUGGAGUAUCUUCACCAUGGUUGUUCAACACCUAUUGUUCAAAGCGACCUGAAGCCAAGUAAUGUGUUGUUAGAUGAAGAUAUGGUUGGCCAUGUAAGUGAUUUUGGGAUAGCAAAGUUACUAUGCGAUGGAGAUAGCAUGGUGUUAACCAACACCCUAGGAACAUUGGGUUACAUUGCUCCAGAGUAUGGAUCAGAAGGACUAGUCUCCACAAGGUGCGAUGUGUAUAGCUAUGGUGUGAUGUUGAUGGAAGUAUUCACGAGAAAAAGGCCAAGUGAUGACAUGUUUGUUGGAGAUCUAAGCUUGAAGAGUUGGAUCGAAAGGUCAGUUCCAGAAUUCACAUAUCAAGUUAUAGAUGCCAACUUAGUAAUGAAUGUUGAAGAAGAAAAUGGUGACAAAAUUGUGAAAUUCACAACAUCCAUAUUGGAGUUGGCAUGCAAGUGUUCUGCACAUUCCCCUAAUAAAAGGAUUAAUAUGAAGGAAGCUAUAGCAGAGCUGCAGAAAAUCAAACAUGGGUUUUUGGGAUGAAGCUUAAAUCACAGAGGGCAACACCUUACUUUUAUUUGGUGAAGCAAAUGCAGAGAGGGUUAUGAGACUUGCAUUGCUAUCAGUGUAAUUCCAUUCGCCGUUUUGUUUUAUAUUUUCUAUGCUUUGUACAUUGAACUUGUCUUGAUCUACGUUCUACAUCUAAUUUUAUCUUUUCAAACUUUGUCAGUAA